Fusarium subglutinans is the source of this 3759-nucleotide messenger RNA. Its product is annotated as ankyrin repeat containing protein. Gene Ontology annotation, molecular function: transcription cis-regulatory region binding; protein binding. Gene Ontology annotation, cellular component: nucleus. The coding region runs from base 1 to 3759 and encodes 1252 amino acids. Gene Ontology annotation, biological process: positive regulation of transcription by RNA polymerase II. The record is from RefSeq and is a predicted model, not a curated record. Lineage: Eukaryota; Fungi; Ascomycota; Sordariomycetes; Hypocreales; Nectriaceae. The transcript has a single exon.
AUGAUGACGCCGCCUUCCUCCCCACCCCUCAGCGAGUCUAUGUCUCGUCGGGUGACUUCAAUGCAGUUCACACUGACAAGACCGACUACAAGUGACACUGAACGCUGCUAUCAGCUCAUGUCGCAACACAGAAUCAGAAAUAAUAAGAGUCAAUCACUCCCAUUCACCAUCAAAGACGCCAAUCCGGUACUCGCCACUAUUUGUCGCGGUGGGGUUCCUGAUGCGACUCCUGGACUCGUCUGUGCCUUGUUAGAGGCCGGAGCAGACGUCAAUAUUGAGCGGUACAAAAGCACCAGCGUCUUCAAGAAACUCCAGGAUGUCAACCAACAGGACGUGCGAAACCAUGUCCUCCGGGACGCAGUGAAGAACUGCUCCGGAGAAAUUUUCUACAUCCUAGCCCAAAAGGCCGAUGGCGAGGCUGUCAAGGAAGCAUUGCCCGUAGCAAUAGCUUCGGGUGAUGCCAACAAGACAUACAUACUGUUGGCUCGUGGUGGCGAUGCAUCACCUCUUUGUGACGCCUUUCUCAGGGCUGUUGAGACUGGUCCAGUUGACCUGGUAGAGAUGCUUCUCCGAGAUACCAAUGGGGCAUGCCAAGUAUGCCGUAAUCAGGGCCUGGCAAAAGCGAUUGUCGUUGGGAGUUCUCCAAAGGCAACUGUAUUACUUAACAAAGGAGCAGACCCAACUGCCAACGACGGGGCGGUUGUGCAGUCAGCCAUCCAAGCCGGACUGGAACAAGUCGCAAUUCUUGCGGUGUCUGUCAGACAGAGUAGGCUAUCUCCAGCAUUCUUAGACAAGACUUUGGGAUUGGCAUACAGUCACAAGCAGUUCGAAGCUCUGCUGGCCUGUGCUUCUGCAGGAGCGAAAGGACCCAACACCAAUGCCACUCUAGUCAAUGCAGUUUCGAGCAUACAGCCCAAAGUGGUGAACAGCCUGCUCAAGCAUGGUGCCGACAUCGCCACUGAUAACGGGGCUGCAAUCACAGCUGCGGUACGCACGAGGGAUCCCGCUAUGCUCGCACUUGUGCUUCGUUACAAACCCCCGCCACAAGUUGCCAUGCAGGCUAUGGUGCAGGUCACGCAGCUUCAAGAUGUCGAACUUGCGUACCAAAUGAUUGAUCAACUUCUUGUUGCGGGGCUUCGUGGCGAUUGCGUCUCCCAAGCUCUAGUCGGAGUGUUAGACAGAACCAAAAUGUUAGGGGACGACCGUCGGCGCUUGGAACUUGCUCGUCUGCUUCUUCUCAAAGGAGCGGCAGAUAUCAACUGGAACCGAGGCCAAGCAGUCAUCACAGCGGUGCUGUCUCAGCAAACUAGUGCAGUUGGUCUAUUGUUGCAAUGCCAACCUUCACCUGAAGCGCUGGAAAAUGGCUUGAAACAUGCCGUCAGAAUUCAAGAUUCCGAAACAAGACUACAAAUCACGAGAUUACUCCUGGGAGCCGGGAAAUCUGGCUCUAAGAACCGUUUGGAGCGCAUUGCUAUCAUCGCAGCUGCAAAGGAACUGCACUUGGACCUGCUUGAGUUCUUGGCUCCCAUUUCCCAUUCUCCACAAACCCUCAUUAUCGAAGCCUUUGUUUCAGCGACAUCGAAUAGUGCCUGGCCAAGUCGACGCGGUCUACCUACCAUACAGGCUCUGCUGCGACGUGGCGCUUCGGGACAACAUGUCGAUAAUGCUUUCUGCACAGCGGCCGGUCAAUGUUGCCUCGAGGCAUUCCAUCUGCUGUUACCUAUGGUCAACCGCGAUGCCCUACCGGGCGCCUUUCAAGCCAUGACCACAGGAUGCGCAACUUGGCCGUCUGAUGAGAACUUGGAGGCUGUCAACUCGAUCCUCGAGGCGGGCUGUAGUGGUGACCCAGUCAGUGCAGCGCUCAUAUCAGCCUUGAACUCAUAUGUCAACAAGAGAGCGUCAGAAGAUUUGGUCGAUACUCUACUUGAAUAUGCCGACGUCAACUUCAAGCAUGGAGAGGCUGCCAAUAUUGCCGUCCGAGCUGGUGAUGUGACUCUCUUGAAGAAGUUGGUAGAGUACCACUUAAAUAGCGAUACACUCUCUAGAUCUUUCGCGACGGUGCUGGCGACGCCAAUCGAAGAACCUGUCGCUCUCGAGUUGAUAGAGACGAUUCUAGAGGCCGCCAAACCUCUGGGAAACAAGAUAGACUUGGAGAUGUCCUUGCCACUAUCCGGCCUCUCUUCAGUGGCUGCCUGCAUAUCUGUUCACUCUCAAUCUGUGCGUCUGAUCAAGCGGUUGCUGAAACUCAGUUGCAGCCCAGACAAGCAAUUCCUGGCAUCAUUGAGUCCCGAAUUUGGCGAAGAGUCGACUACAGCAUUACUGUGGGUGCUAGCCCAAAGCAAUGCCAUAUCUAUUGACGUUCUGAAGGUUUUGGUGAAAGCUCAAGGUAAGUUAGACCAGACCCCUCUCCGCUUCCUUAAGAAAAAAAGAGCAUUUUUUAACUCGAAAGCAGCAAAUGUUGACUAUAUCGCACCCAAGUCGAAAUUGACGGCAUUAAUGCUAGCAGCCAAAGCCCAACGACACGACGUAGUAGAACUACUGCUCAAGGCCAAUGCUAGCCCUUUAAACCGCGACUGCAACGAGGACACCGCGCUGCUAUUUGCAUCAAGGGCAGGGGAUUUAGCUUCCGUCAAGACUCUGAUCAAGGCCAAGUCCAGUACCGAUGAUGGCAGUCUUCACGAAGCUUCUCGCAACUUGCAUCACGAAGUUGUUGCGGCCUUACUGAAAGGCAAGCAUAACGCAAACUAUCCGAGCCACACAAAGCGGCACAACGGAAGGACAGCCAUCCAAGAGCUCGCGUCCCAUGUUCAAGAUAUGGGGGACAUGCUUCGAUUGGAGCAGACAAUACGUACCCUAGCAGAGUCGAAAGCAGACCUUUUACUACCACACAUCCCUAGUGGUAGAAAGAACUCCCUUUUUCUUGCUUUGGAAAACCCUCAGCCCAUCUCCGUCACCAGGGCACUGAUGAAAGUUGCUAUGUGGGCGCAAAUCAAUCACCCUGACAAUGUCUAUAUUCAACACCUGGAAUCUGGGACUAAAUGGUACUUUUCUCCGACCAUGUACCUCAUCAGCAGCUGCUUCGCUGGUGACCAUCGUCAAGUGGAAGAACUGAGGACCAUGCUUUACAUGGCCCAAUGCCAAGAUCGGAAGUUCCCCGAGUAUGGCCCUGGCGAAGGCCAUCAACUUCUCCCUGAAGACGUCGUGGGCGCCCCUCAACAUAUCCUGGACAGGAAUGCAAAACGAUUAGUAGACAAAGAGCUUCGAGAAAAGCGCGAACAGGACCACCAGACGAAAUUGCGCUUCAUGCAUGAAGAGGCUCUCCACAAGGGAUAUAUUCAGGACAUGCAUAUUAGUCAGAAGCUGGAGCACAGCUACCGAACUCACCAGGUUGACAUCGUCAAUCAGACCGAGAAGACGGAGCUACAGCAAAGCGCGCUUGAACGAAAGAACGCUCUCGUGGCGGCUGGUCAGCAACAAGUCGAACAACACAAGGCACGCAAUGCGUAUAUUGACGUGACCACACAGCAGACGCAGCAGCAGCUGAAACUCAGCUUCCAAGAGCAACAGGCCAAGUCCAAGAUAGGCCAGCAAAAGAUGCAGAAUGUUCUCGCAUCCGAGGCCCAGUCUUCUAAGCUCGCAGGCCAGAAACAAGAGCAAGCCCUCAAAGCGGCUAGUGAUCGGUCUGCCCAUGCGUUGAAAGCCAGGGAACACAAAAUGAAAAUGGAAGAGGCACGAGCUAAGCAAAAGCUAAGGCGAUAA